AUGAAGAGCGGCAGCGCCUCCGCGCCCAGCGGCGGCGGCGGCGGUGGCCUGGCGAUCACCGAGCGGCAGAAGCCGUCGCCGUCGUGUGUGGCGGCGCUGUUCCAGAUGUUCGCCAAGAGGAAGCUCUUCUCCUCGUCCUCCAAGAAAACCAAGCUGCUUCCCCCAGUGCGCGCGCAGAAGUUCUCGCCUGGGAGACCGCCGGUCGGCGGCGACAAGACGGCGGUGGCCAAGAUGAGGCCCCUUCUGCUUGAUUCUGCAGAUGACUCAAGAAGCAAAAUUGAAUGCAAUGGCACCAGUCACUACCUACAGCCUGGCCAAGACAGAAAGUACAGCGAGAACGAAAUGUGUGCUCCGGGGAUGGUGGCCCGGCUGAUGGGUCUCAGCUCGAUGCCGGCUGUGAGCCAUCAACGGCCAACCAAAGCCACAGACUCCUCUGAACCCGGUGAGGGCUGGAAUUCAGGCUGUCAAGAUUGGUCUGGUACGUCUCGGAGCAUAGACACAUCACCUCAGAAGCAACAGAAGACAGGGCAGCUCAUAGAUGAUCGGCGCCACGACAAUGCAGGUCAGUUCAAUGCUCCAGAUACACGGCCAUUGUGGCCACGGAGGCAUGCACACAAGGUAGCCUCGCCUGUUAAGAGCCCAAGGUCAAUGUCCAGCAGGAACAAGGCCCGGCUGAUUGAAGCAGCAGUCAAGGUUCUGGAACCUGGUUUGCAGUCCAGGAAUCGCCGUCUCUCUUGGAGACAUUCAUACUUGGAGUAUCCAUGCAGCAGCGGUGAUGGUGCGCCCGGUGCUGCUGCUGUCCUACAUAAUGUGUCCGAUCAAUUCUUAAGAGAUAUGUGCGAUGUUGACAUACCAAGAUUAGGCGCUCACAAUACAGGAGCUACCUCUGUGGACAAUUCUACUUCUGACCAGAGGACUGAAGAGGAUACUUGUAAGAAGAGCAUUCCGAGUAGGAGGUCAGACCAGAAUGGAUCAUGUCAAUUGCAACCUGAGUACUUGCUCUUCAGCUUAACUGAGAAGGCUGGAUUUGGGGACAGUGUUCAGAAGAUCUCUAAUUGUAUUGCUGAUACAAACCAAGAUGUACGGAAAAAACAGCUGAGGAGCAAAAUAUCCCAGGACAGUGCUCCUCAUGGCCCUCUAAAGCAAAACAACCUGAAGCAGAAUGCACUGCCUGCAGCUUGUGGAACGGCAGAUCCAAGAUAUGUGACACAAAGUAAGAAGCAUGGAAGUGGGGAGCGAAACAUGAGAAACAGAACUCAGGACUUUAUUUCUCUGAACAAAAGGAUGAAUGACAGUGCAUCUUUGAGGUCAAAAAGAAAGGCACUGGAUAGAUUUGGCGAGUCACAUACUAGUGCAGAGAACAAAAACAUGAGCACAAAAGGUUGUCGAGCCAGCAACCUUCAUGGUGGAACCUCUAACAAGCUGAAGCUAAAGACUGGAACACCAAAAGCUACGGAGAAAGACAUGAUAAUUGCAAAAGGAGCAGGGUUAGUCAGUGAGAAGCCGAAGCCUGCCAGCCCAAACUGUGCAAGAAGUGAUUUCCAGAGACAGCCAGUGUCACACAAUGUUUCCAGGGGCAACAAAAAAUCAGGCAUCAUUUCUCUCACUUCCAGCUCACCGAUGAAGGUCGCCCCUACUUUGCGUGGCGACAAUGCUAGUGGAACUGGUACUGCUGUUCAGAGAUCUCCAGUUGAUACUUGCCCUAAGAGAUGCUCUCGUAGAGAUUGUCAAAAUAUGUCUCCUCAAGGAGACAUAGUUUUCUGGGAAGAUUUACAGGGCACGUCAAAUCUGGAGUCCACUGAAUCUGUUUUCUACAAGCAAGAUGAGGUGAAAAAUAGAGUUAUUCUUGGUGGCAGAACAGCCUCUUCUUUGUUUGAAAAGAAGAGUGGUGGCCAUGUUACAGAGGAAUAUUUAAGCAACGAACUGGUCAAGCAUCACAACUCAGUGGAUUCUGCGAUUUAUGACGGCAAUGACCCUUAUAAAGUGGCCCACUUGCGUGAAACUCGUAAGAAACAUGCGGUUGAUGCAAAAGGUAGCAAACCAUCUCCAUCUAUAUCCAGAGGCAGCAAUAAGCGCAGUCCUACAUCUAUUCUUCAAUCUGGAAAUGCUGAUGAUGCCUUCGUUCCUGGUAUUCCACGCAAUACUGCAGAAGCUACCUUCACCAACAGCCAUCCAAGGGAAACAUGCACAGUAGCAGCUAGCAUUGUGCAAGAUACAACUACCGAGAGCAACCCCAGAUGCGGCGAUCCUAAUUUUGGCCAGCAUGGUGUUCAACCAUCUGAACCCGAUGAAGUCCAAGACAGCAAGCUGAAACACUCUGGAGAGGUUACAACAACUGUCGAACUGCUGCUAACAAACGUCCGCGCUUCUACUCGACCCAAUAAAUCAGAGGAAUCACCCAAGGCAUUCCUCCUCCGAACGACAGAGUGCGCUCUCACCACCUUGACGACAGGCUCCAACUCCAAGCAGGAGGCAUUCAUCAGCACCGCCAUCAUCAAGGACAAGGAAGCGAGCGCGCUGAGGAACCUCGCGCUGGACUUCGUCUGGGACUGCCUGGACUCGAUGUGCUCGCAGCUCUGCGACUCCGGCUACAGGUCGUUCUCGGAGCUGCUUGCUCUGAUGUGCACCGAGGAGAGGCUGGCGGACAGGGUCGGGAAGGAGAUCGCGAGGUGCGGUGGCAUGGCUGGGAGGAGCUUGGACGAGCUGGCUGUGGGCGAGGUGGAGCGCGCGGUGGAGGCUGGCAUGGAUCCCAUGCUCGAGGUGGUUCAGAUCGGCGCCCAGAUCGAACAGGAUCUGGUCCAGGAGCUAGUAGACGAAAUCGGAGUAGAUGUGUUCAAGCCUUGGUGA
Messenger RNA from Miscanthus lutarioriparius, 2847 nucleotides. The record is from the annotation of a GenBank genome assembly. NCBI's taxonomy places the organism in Eukaryota, Viridiplantae, Streptophyta, Magnoliopsida, Poales, Poaceae.